AUGGUGGCGGCGUGUAAUCGACUGGGACUGAAUGGAGUGGCAGAGCGAAAAAUGUACUCGCGAGACUGGGGCUGUGUCGGAAUUGUCAAGAUUCAGCUGUAUAAUAGCAAUGGUGCGCCACUGAGGAGUGAUAUUCCGAAUCGGAAGUCGCUAUAUCUGCUACUAGCCAAGAAUAUUAAGGAAAGUCCCCGUACUCCUCGAGAAGAAGUGGAAUUACCAAAACCCAUUACAGUACAAACGGCGCCGACGUCCGAGAAGGCAAUCAAAAAGAAGCAGAAGAAGCAGAAAGCGAAAAUGAUUCGCGCUUGA
Sphaeroforma arctica JP610 is the source of this 309-nucleotide messenger RNA. RefSeq lists its product as hypothetical. The coding region runs from base 1 to 309 and encodes 102 amino acids. Lineage: Eukaryota; Ichthyosporea; Ichthyophonida. Gene Ontology annotation, cellular component: signal recognition particle, endoplasmic reticulum targeting. Gene Ontology annotation, biological process: SRP-dependent cotranslational protein targeting to membrane; SRP-dependent cotranslational protein targeting to membrane, signal sequence recognition. Gene Ontology annotation, molecular function: 7S RNA binding. The transcript is spliced from 2 exons. The record is from RefSeq and is a predicted model, not a curated record.